Belonocnema kinseyi is the source of this 1669-nucleotide messenger RNA. RefSeq names its product cytochrome P450 6k1-like. Gene Ontology annotation, molecular function: iron ion binding; monooxygenase activity; oxidoreductase activity, acting on paired donors, with incorporation or reduction of molecular oxygen. The record is from RefSeq and is a predicted model, not a curated record. Bases 25 to 1545 code for a protein of 506 amino acids. NCBI's taxonomy places the organism in Eukaryota, Metazoa, Arthropoda, Insecta, Hymenoptera, Cynipidae. The transcript has 5 exons.
AGCGACAAGGCCUAACAGUUUGAAAUGUUCAUCGUAAGUUCGUCGAUUUGUGUAAAUGUUUUUGGUGUUUUCACAUUUACUGUUAUAUCCGUCUUCUUUUAUAUCCGAUACAAAUUAAGUUAUUGGAAAAGAAAAGGAAUUCGUUCACCAUCCACUCACUGGUUAUUUGGAAACUUUGAAGAUGCAAUUCUUGGUCGGUUGUCUGUUGGCAAUCUCCUCGGUAAACUCCACAAGGAAGCAGGAGAUGAGCCAUUUAUUGGAAUUUACAUAAUGCAUAAACCAUUUUUCCUGAUUAGAGAUCCAGAGCUGAUUAAACAAGUUUUCGUGAAGGAUUUUCAAUUCUUUCAGAAUCGUUAUUUUGCUUCAGAAAAAUCCAAAGACCUUAUUGGUAGCACUGGAAUCUUUUCUAUUAACAAUCCUGAAUGGAAAUAUUUGAGAAUGAAGCUUUCGCCAGCUUUUUCUAGUGGAAAACAGAAAAAACUUUUCUCGCUGAUGAUAGAGUCUUCGGAGAAUAUGAGAAAGUUUCUUCGCGGACAUUUUAACGAAAGUGGAGAAGUGCAAAAUUUCGAUACUAAAAUGGUGUCUGUUAGAUACGUCAUAGAUGUUAUAUCUUCCCUUGCUUAUGGAGUGAGAACCAAUUCCUUUGGAAAUGAUGAAGAAUUUUUCAACCGGAGUCGUGAACCUUUUAAACCAUCCUUCAUAGGGACAAUUUUUCGCUUUGCGAACUUUUUUUUCCCGCUUCUCUCAAAUUUCAUCAGUUUUUUUAAAAGUGGUAUAUUAGGUAAUUCUACGAAUUAUUUUCGCACUUUGUUUUGGGAUGUGAUGAAUCAACGAGAAAAUUCAGGAAUUAAACGAGGAGAUUCCAUUGAUACUUUAUUGGAAAUAAAACACGAGAGGGAUCAGUUAGAUUUCGAUAUUCCGGAUGAUACACUUUUGGCGCAGCCAGUUAUUUUCUCUAUAGCUGGCAUCGAAAGCAGUUCUAUAACAAUUGCACUAACACUUAUGGAAUUGGCAAAAAAUCUUGAUCUUCAACAUAAAGUAAGAAAAAAUGUUCAAGAAGAGUUAGAAAAACACGGAUUUUCUUAUGAAGGCAUUCAAGGAAUGAAAAUUUUAUAUCAGGCCAUUUCUGAAACUCUGAGGCUUUAUCCCCCUGCGCCAAUUAUUGACAGGGUUGCAUUGCAAGAUUAUAAAAUUCCUGGAACAAACAUCAUAUUAGAAAAAGGUACGGCCGUUUAUGUAGCUCUCAAUGGCCUUCAUGAAGAUACCAGAUUUUAUAAAGAUCCAUUAAAAUACGAUCCCGAUAGAUUCAGUGCGGAAAGGAAUGGUGAUAUUGUUCCUUGUACUUAUAUUCCUUUUGGAGUUGGUCCCAGAGCUUGCAUAGGAGAGCGAGUUGGAAUGCUGCAAACAGCGGUUGGAUUGGCAACAAUACUACAAGACUAUGAAGUUGCUUUAAGCCCUUUGUACAAAUAUGGAUUAAAUCCACGAAAAAUUUUUAUUCAACCGACCGAUGGAGUCAAAUUAGAUUUCAAACAAGUUUCCAGCUAGGAUAAAUAAAUUCUGCUCGUAUUUAGAAAAUACAUUUUUAAAGAAAAUUAAAUAAAUGUGAAAUAAAAUUCUUAGAUAGACUGUUAUAAAUGUAACUUUUUCGAAUUUUCAUAUAGUAUUUAAA